Molecule: messenger RNA, 1161 nt
Organism: Neocloeon triangulifer
Lineage: Eukaryota; Metazoa; Arthropoda; Insecta; Ephemeroptera; Baetidae
Exons: 6
Coding region: 153-980 (275 amino acids)
Source: RefSeq, a predicted model, not a curated record
CAGAUAAGCAGGUUAUUGAGAAAAAUCAUUAUCAUGGCUACGGCAUGUGAUUGGAAAACUCAGGUGCACACUCGUAGGAGGAGGGUUUGCAUAAAAAGGGGCUCGGGUCUUGAUCUUCAUCUCAGACGUCCUGAAACUACAAUCUCAAGAAAAUGAGAAAUUUCGUUUUCCUCACGUUGCUCGCUCUUGUGGGCUGUGCGACCACAUUUCCCCAAAGCACCUUGCCGCAGAACUUCAAUGAUUUAACGUCUGAACAACUUAUUGCCGAACUGGAAUCAUUUCUUGUAAAAAUUGACGCUGAACCAAGAGGAAUCGAUGAGUCUUUGGUGGCGAUUUUAGAAUCUUUCCGCGCGACUUUGCAACAGGGUUUUCCUACCCUUGGUAUUCCCCCUCUUGACCCUCUCCUCGUUCCUCAUGGACAGUUUGACAUCGAGACUGCGACCGCCGAUGUUAAGGGGUCAUUUGAUAACGUAACAGUAAAUGGAAUUUCUGCCUACACCAUCAAUAAAGUUCACAUGGACAUGCUGCGAAUGAAAAUCAAUUUUGAUUUACUCUUCAACGUUAUUGAUACACUUGGUGAUCGUUACGAUGUUGACGGCGUGCUCGCCGUCCUACCCAUUUAUGGCACUGGACCUUUCGAAUUUACUAUCCUCAAUAUGAGCAUGAUAGGUGAAGUAAAAAUGGGUCUUGUCAACGGCUCAGUGCAAGUUCUGAGCAUGCCAAUUGACAUUAAUAUUGCAGCCGUUUCGAGUAAUAUGAUGGGCAUCAUGGGCGGUGGUGCAAUGGGGACCAUUGUAAAUGACAUGAUUGACGAUUUUGCACCAAUUAUUUUCAAUGAAAUAAAAGCACCCAUCAUUGAUGCUGCCGUGCAACGUAUUGUUGCCUUUGUCAACGCAAGACUGCAAGGAUUGACUUUCCAAGAUUUGAUUGACAUAAUUCUGGGCAUUGGUGGGGGAAAAUUUCUAGAAAUGUAUAACUAGACCAAUUCUUUACAAUUUGUUAAAACUUUAUGGAGGAAAGACUUUUGUGCUACAGAAUGGGCUGAUACGCCCAAACGUGUACCUGCCUUAAUAAUUGUUAUAGACUUUUUAAUGUAUAACUAAACAUCAUAUUAAUUAAAGGAAUAUUAAAAAAAUACUAGAUUAAUAUUGAGUAAAAACA